Messenger RNA from Aethalodelphis obliquidens (Pacific white-sided dolphin), 4658 nucleotides. It is a transcript of the gene PARD3B, whose product is annotated as par-3 family cell polarity regulator beta. The transcript has 23 exons. Gene Ontology annotation, biological process: cell adhesion; establishment of centrosome localization; establishment of cell polarity. Gene Ontology annotation, molecular function: protein binding; phosphatidylinositol binding. The coding region runs from base 1 to 3609 and encodes 1202 amino acids. Lineage: Eukaryota; Metazoa; Chordata; Mammalia; Artiodactyla; Delphinidae. The record is from RefSeq and is a predicted model, not a curated record. Gene Ontology annotation, cellular component: cell cortex; adherens junction; apical plasma membrane.
AUGAAAGUGACCGUGUGCUUCGGCAGGACCGGAAUCGUGGUGCCCUGCAAGGAGGGCCAGCUGCACGUCCGGGAGCUCACGCAGCAGGCGCUGCAGCGGUACCUGAAGACCCGGGAGAAGGAUCCUGGGUACUGGGUGAAGAUUCAUCACUUAGAAUACACAGAUGGAGGAAUCCUGGAUCCAGAUGAUGUCUUGGCAGAUGUCGUUGAAGACAAAGAUAAGCUGAUUGCUGUGUUUGACGAACAAGAACCACUCCACAAGAUCGAGAGCCCCAGUGGAAACCCCGCAGGCCGGCAGAGCCCAGAUGCUUUUGAGACGGAAGUGGCUGCCCAACUGGCUGCGUUUAAACCAGUUGGUGGGGAAAUUGAAGUAACCCCUUCUGCUCUGAAAUUAGGCACUCCGCUGCUGGUGAGGAGAAGCAGUGACCCAGCGCCAAGCCCACCUGCUGAUGCCAGGCCAAGCGCUUCACACCCCAGUGGCCAGAGUCUGAAACCUGUUAUUCCAAAUUCCACACAGGACUUAGAAGAUGAAGUUAUGAAUGGUGUGCAGACAGAACUCUUGACAUCACCGAAAACAAUGGAUGCAUUGAGUAAUAUGACAAGAACAGUGGAGAUUUCUGGGGAAGGAGGCCCCUUGGGAAUACAUGUAGUACCUUUCUUUUCAUCUCUGAGUGGAAGGAUUCUAGGGCUCUUCAUCCGUGGCAUUGAGGAAAACAGCAGGUCUAAGCGGGAAGGACUGUUUCACGAAAACGAAUGUAUUGUAAAAAUCAACAGCGUGGACCUCGUAGACAAAACCUUUGCUCAGGCUCAGGACGUCUUCCGUCAGGCAAUGAAAUCUCCAAGUGUGCUGCUUCAUGUGCUUCCACCUCAAAACCGGGAACAGUAUGAAAAAUCCGUCACUGGACCUCUUAACAUUUUUGGUAACAAUGAUGGCGUUUUGAGAACAAAGGUGCCACCUCCUGUCCAUGGAAAAUCAGGAAUAAAGACAGUAAAUCUCACAGGAACAAGCAGUCCUGAGGAAGAUGCAUCAACUUCCCUGCAGCAAGGCAAGAGCCCCCGAGUACCAAGACUAGGUAGAAAGCCAUCCUCUCCCUCACUCUCCCCGCUCAUGGGGUUUGGCAGCAAGAAAAAUGCAAAGAAAAUUAAGAUUGACCUAAAGAAAGGACCUGAAGGACUUGGUUUCACUGUGGUUACCAGAGAUUCUUCCAUACAUGGUCCUGGUCCCAUUUUUGUAAAAAACAUUUUACCAAAGGGAGCAGCAAUAAAAGAUGGCCGCCUACAAUCAGGGGACAGAAUUUUGGAGGUAAAUGGCAGAGAUGUCACUGGACGAACUCAGGAAGAGCUCGUGGCCAUGCUGAGGAGCACCAAGCAGGGAGAGACCGCAUCACUGGUCAUCGCCCGCCAGGAAGGAACUUUUCUGCCCCGAGAGCUGAAAGGAGAACCUGACUGCUACGCACUCUCCCUGGAAACAACUGAGCAACUCACCUUCGAGAUCCCCCUGAAUGAUUCUGGUUCUGCUGGUCUUGGGGUGAGCUUGAAGGGGAACAAAUCUCGAGAAACUGGAACAGACUUGGGGAUUUUUAUCAAAUCCAUCAUCCACGGAGGUGCUGCUUUUAAGGAUGGUCGUCUGCAGGUGAAUGACCAGCUGAUUGCAGUUAACGGGGAAUCUCUUCUGGGAAAGUCCAACCACGAAGCUAUGGAAACACUUAGGCGAUCAAUGUCCAUGGAAGGAAACAUACGAGGGAUGAUCCAGUUGGUGAUUCUGAGGAGGCCAGGGAGACCACUGGAGGAACCUGCAGAGUGUGGGGCGUUUUCUAAGCCGUGCUUUGAGAACUGUCAGAAUGCUGUAACCACCUCCAGGAGGAAUGAUAAUAGUACAUUGCAUCCAUUUGGCACUUACAGUCCACAAAACAAACAGAAAGAGCUAUUGCUUCCCAAUGACGGAUGGGCUGAGAGCGGAGGACCUCCUCCUCCACCACAUCCCGUUCUGGAAUUGGGCCUUGAAGAUUACAGCCACAGCUCUGGGGUGGAUUCAGCAGUAUUUUUUCCGGAUCAGCGCCUCAACUUUAGAUCUGUGACACCAGCCAGGCAGCCUGAAUCAAUGAAUCUGAAAGCCUCAAAGAGCAUGGACCUUGUGCCAGAUGAAAGCAAAGUCCAUUCAUUGGCUGGACACAAAUCGGACUCUCCAAGCAAAGAUUUCGGUCCAACUCUGGGUUUGAAAAAGUCCAGCUCCUUGGAGAGCCUGCAGACUGCAGUUGCCGAGGUCAGGAAGAACGAACUUCCCUUCCACCGGCCCCGGCCGCACGUGGUCCGUGGCCGAGGCUGCAACGAGAGCUUCCGAGCAGCCAUUGACAAAUCUUACGAUGGACCCGAAGAAUUAGAAGCUGAUGGUCUGUCUGAUAAGAGCUCUCACUCUGGCCAAGGAGCUCUGAAUUAUGAAUCUGCCCCUCAGGGGAACUCUGAGCUAGAGAAUGCAGAAAAUAAAGCCAGGAAAGUCAAAAAACCGAAAGAAAAGGAGAAGAAGAAGGAAAAGGGCAAAUUCAAAGUCAAGGUGAAAAAGCAGAAAGAGGGAAAUGAAGAUCCAGAAAGGAAAAUAAAGAGGAAGGGAUUUGGUGCCAUGCUGAGAUUUGGAAAGAAGAAAGAUGAUAAGGGUGGAAAGGCUGAGCAGAAAGGUCCUCUGAAGCAUGGUGGCCUGAGAGAAGAGGAGCUGGAAAAAAUGAAAGAAGAACGUGAGAGGAUUGGGGCAAAACAUCAGGAGCUAAGGGAAAAGCAAGCAAGAGGUCUUAUUGAUUAUGCCGCUGGUGCAAUUGGAUCCCUGCAUGAUAUGGACGAUGAUGAAAUGGACCCCAACUAUGCCAGAGUAAACCACUUCCGGGAACCAUGCGCAUCAGCAAAUGUCUAUAGGUCUCCAUCUCCCCCUCGGGCUGGACCACUGGGGUACCCUCGGGAUGGCCGUCCACUGUCUCCAGAGAGAGACCACUUAGAGGGUCUCUAUGCCAAGGUCAACAAGCCAUACCAGCCACCAGUGCCAGCUGACAGUGGCCGUUCCAUUAGCGGAAGCACUGACCGCAUCCAGAAGUUGCGGAAGGAGUAUUACCAGGCUCGGAGGGAAGCUUUCGCUUUAUGUGAGGACAGUGAAGGAAGAGCAAGACCUGACUAUGACCUUCACUGGGUGUCUGGAAAGGGUCCAGAUGGGAAUGCACACAACCUCCGCUUUGAGGGGAUGGAGAGACAGUACGCCUCCUUACCCAGGGGAGGACCAGCGGAUCCUGUAGACUACCUGACAGCAGCACCUCGAGGGCUCUACAAGGAAAGGGAGCUUCCAUAUUACCCAGGGGCUCAUCCUGUGCAUCCGCCCAAAGGGAGCUACCCCCGCCCCCCAGAUCUGAGGAUCACAGAUCUCCGGUAUCCCCAGUACUAUCCGCCCCCGCCAGCCCCCCAGCACAAAGGACCCUUCCGACAAGAUGUCCCACCUUCCCCUCCUCAGCACCACAGAGUACCAGCCUACCCAGAAAUGGGCAGACCAGUGCCCCGAGGGGGCAGCCCAGAUCAGUACCCCUAUCGAAUGCAGGAUCCCCGGCAGAAGAACCCCAUGACCGCAGCCGUGUAGCUGAACGCCACCAAGCUCAGCCCAGCCCAGAACGGAAGACAUCCAACAUCACCCUUGUUCUUCCUACACCUUAAGGCCGCCUUCCUGUUAAGAAUUCUCCAUGGUACAGAUUAGGUUUUUCUCGCUGAGGCUGCAACACUUGACUGCUAGUCAGAGAGAAAGAAGGGGACAGGAGUUUGGGGAGGGAAAUCAGAAGGAAGAGGAAGGAUGGGGCCAUAAAAAAAAUACUGCCUGAAAUAAUUUUAGAAUUGUUCAGUUCACUGAGAGUGACAAUUGAACAGGCAGAUAACAAUGGAGAUCUACAACAUGGUGCCUCCCUGGAGCACAGACAUGCCCCCACAGCACUGGCAUCACGGAGGGCAGACUCUGCCCGGGAUCGUCAUCCGUUCAGAGACUAGCUUCAGCCACCUGAUUAGAGCUGUUACGUCUGUGAAGAGUGGUUGCCAAUGUGGGUGUCCUAAGUGAGUGGUUUUUACAUUGAAAAAACAACAGCGGCAAACAUGACGAGUGAUCUCCUUGAAAUGUUUUAUACCUAGAGGAAGGCUGCAUUUCUUUAUUUGUAGAAUUUCUCAGGUUCUCAGUUCCACUCACUUGGUAUAAGCAUGUCACGUUUCCUUGCUUUUAGUGUAAAAGUAAGAUGUGAAUGCAGUCCUGGUGUCCUGGGAGAAUGUACAAAGCUAGCAGAGCUUCCAGAAGAAAUAUAUGCCUAGCAUCAAGGCAAUCAGGUUAAGAGGCUGACAUUCCUGUGGUCCUCACCUUCCUUCCUCCCACGUCCCAGGCACGACAGCAUGGAGAUAUCUGGUUUCCGAGGCAUCCCCAAAUCUCCUGCCUAUAAUUAUUGCAAGUGGGGCCUCUAUUUUAAGGCUCCCACUUGAGAGUUAAGAUGUACUCGGGAAAAAGAGGGCCCACUGGUUAGUAUGCACAGGAAGCGGUGCUCUGAGAUGCCAAUUCCAGACCCAGUGCCAAACAGCGCCAUAUGCACCCGGCGUCAGGGAGGGGUUGACUGUGCUCUUUGGGAAUGAUAACCGGCAGGUGGUAGACAGUGGUGA